UAAUUGUGAAUGAAAUCAUCAAUUUAAUCAGCUCGGAAACCAGGAAAGUCAGUUCCAAAACCAUAAGUAAAACUUACAAAUUAAUCAUCCAAUUAAAAAAAGGAGGUUACAAAUGAAUCUAAUGUGAUUGAUGAUACUAAACAAUAAAUUAUAAAACCAGUUCUAAUAGAAUCUAAACUAAAAUAGAAUUGUUUAAUUGAAAUAGUUGAAUUGGCAAAUACUCUAUAAGAUGAUGAUAAUGUUAGUGGUCUUAUCUUUAAAUAAAUUAUCCUAUCUAUUGAAGCAAAAUUAACAGAAUUUUAAGAGAGAUUAGAUAAUCGAGAUAAUCUAACUGAACUCAAUUCAAAAUUACAAUAUCUUUAAGCAAGUCCCUGUAGCCCAAAUAAAAAUAAAGUUAAUGAAAAAAAAGAAGACUCUAAUAAUGAUACAAGUGGACUACUACGUAAUUAAAGUUAAUUCUCUUUACCAUAAAAUGAUGAUGUUAGUAUUAUGAGUGCCUAAGAUAAAAUGAAAAGUCCAUAAGGUAGAAGAUCAACAUCCAAAUAAAAUUCAGGUAAAGUAUUACUUUUAAUAUUAUUAAGUCAUUCUUCCUAAUAUGUCAUAAUAAACUGUAUCUGAUAAUAAUAAGAUUGCAGCUUUAGAAAAAAGAUUAAGAACUAAUGAAGAUAAUUAUGUUAAAUUGACUAGAGAAAUCCAAGACUAAUAUAAUGCCAAUAAUUAAAAAUUAGAAAAGACAAUUAAAGCUCUUAAUGAAAAAUUUAUGUCAUUUAGUGCUAACAAUAUACAAUAACAGUAUAAUGAUAUUACUGACAGCCAAAAAGCUUUGAUUUCACAUUUACAUUAGUAAUCUAAAGAAAUCACGUAAAUGCUUCCAACUAUAUAGCGAGAUCAAUAAUACCAUGAAUAAAUUAAAAGAGACUCAAGAUUCUUAAAAUAUUGAAAUUUAAAAUAAAAUUGAACAUUGC
Molecule: messenger RNA, 965 nt
Organism: Paramecium sonneborni
Lineage: Eukaryota; Ciliophora; Oligohymenophorea; Peniculida; Parameciidae
Source: the annotation of a GenBank genome assembly